GUGCGGAGAUGUUCGCACAUUCUUACGGAGACGUUCGCACAUUCUUACUGCAAGAUUAAGCACCAGAGCUCCCUCAAUUGUUUCUGUCUCAACCCGAAAAUAGGAGGGCAAGCAGGCCACUUGUGUUCUUCUCUUUGCUGUCUUUGACUUGGUAUUCCGGAGAUUCAAAAUAUGGACGAUGUCAAAGUAGUGCACUGGUUUUGUUUGAUGCGGAAUGCGGACUGGCCGGCCUGGUUCGCUUGGAGGCUCGAGACCGAGUGGAGAUGCAGACGAGGGACGAUGGCUGGGACGGCUGGAACCGUCUCGCCGUUUGAAGGCAGAAAGAGGCACUGGUUCGAGGAGAUUGAUCGGUCUAAUGGGGAUAGCAGGUCGGAACAGGAAAGGGUUGAGCCCAAGAUCUUGACUGUUUGUCCGGGUAAUUAGCUCACGAAUAUGAUUGCCACGACGCUCAGAAUGGGACGAUUAGUGGGGCUGGCAUCUGACGCUGGGCGUCAAUUGCAUUGUUGUUGCAACCUUAGGUACCUUGGCAUAUUGUCAUUACCUUGGGUGCACAUGUCGCGCUUAGGAUCAUUUUCUGGAGGCUAAAUACUCGAAAAAUUGAUCCAUGCGGACCUGCGAGUUGCCAAAGUUUGAGACUCGGUCGGUUACUUGAUUGGGUUGAUAUGCAAAUCUUCAGAUAUCG
Messenger RNA from Lasiosphaeria miniovina, 682 nucleotides. RefSeq lists its product as uncharacterized. The transcript has a single exon. Bases 172 to 423 code for a protein of 83 amino acids. NCBI's taxonomy places the organism in Eukaryota, Fungi, Ascomycota, Sordariomycetes, Sordariales, Lasiosphaeriaceae. The record is from RefSeq and is a predicted model, not a curated record.